UUUGCAAUUCAGACAGGUGCUCAAACAUAUAAAUAGAAGCUUGUCUUACAGCAUCUUCAGUCAGUGCUAAACAAGUGUCUGCUCCAACAUGAAUACCAAAAGCAUUUCCGUAAUUCUUCUCGCGUGCAUUAUUGGUGCUCUGCUUAUUGACAGCACCGAAGCAUGGGGGAAACGAUGCCGAUGCGCCAAACGCUGUAUGAAGUGGGAGAAAUUCAGAGGAUGGUGCGGCGGUAAGUGGCAAAGAAAAGCAGUUUGCUGUAGCCGAGGUGGUUGGGGAUACGGCGGUGGAUACGGUGGUGGAUACGGCGGCUAUGGAGGUUACGGAGGCUACGGUGGCAUGGGAGGCUAUGGUGGUUACGGUGGAUACGGAGGCUAUGGAGGCUACGGUGGCAUGGGAGGCUGGGGAGGAUACGGUGGCUACGGCGGAGGCUACGGGGGAUACGGAGGCUACGGUGGUUACGGAGGAUAUGGUGGUUACGGUGGUGGCUACGGAGGAUACGGAGGUUACGGAGGUUGGGGUGGUUACGGAAGAAGAGGAUAUGGAUAUCAUGGCAAGAAAUAUUGAGCGAUGUCUGGACUACCAUAGAUGCCUUUAUAAAAACGACCGGAAUCAAAUGGACUUGAACCUUCUUAAUCAUUCAUAUUAUGCUCAUGUUGAAAAAAAGAAUAAAAAAAAUUAAUAUCAAGUAAAAUAAAUACAAUGUAUUUAUCGCA
Molecule: messenger RNA, 714 nt
Organism: Ruditapes philippinarum (Manila clam)
Lineage: Eukaryota; Metazoa; Mollusca; Bivalvia; Venerida; Veneridae
Exons: 4
Coding region: 89-565 (158 amino acids)
Biological process (GO): defense response
Cellular component (GO): extracellular region
Source: RefSeq, a predicted model, not a curated record